GCCGCUUGGGCAGUGGGCGGGUCCCGGGUGAUCCGGGUCUCUCGGUGAGAUCUCGCGCUGGUUCUGCAAGGAGGCGUCGUCAUGGUGGCGCCUGUGGUGUAUUUGGCGGUGGCAACUCUACUUGUCGGCCUUAUCCUCUUCCUGACUCGCAUCAGGAGCCGAGGGGCAACAGCUGGUCAAGAGCCACUGCAGAAUGAAGAGGAGCCAGUAGUGGCAGGCCAGCCAUCCCAGUUUUGGCCCCUCGAGCCUGAAGAGCAGAGAGCUGGAGGCAGGCCCAGGCGCAGGAGGGACCUGAGCAGCCGCCUUCAAGCCCAGCGUCGAGCCCAGCGUGUGACCUGGGCAGAAGGGGAUGACAACGAGGAGGAAGCUGCAGCCGUAGACCAAGAGGAAGAAGGAAUUGAGAAGCCAGUGGAAACUCACCUGACAGGGAAAAUUGGAACCAAGAAACUACGGAAGCUAGAGGAAAAGCAGGCUCGAAAAGCUCAGCGUGAGGCAGAGGAGGCUGAACGUGAGGAACGGAAACGCUUGGAGUCCCAGCGUGAGGCAGAGUGGAAGAAGGAGGAGGAACAGCUUCGCCUGGAGGAAGAGCAGAAGGCAGAGGAGGAGAGAAAGGCCCGGGAGGAGCAAGCCCGGCGGGAGCAUGAAGAGUACCUGAAACUGAAGGAGGCCUUCGUGGUAGAGGAGGAGGGUGUGGGUGAGACCAUGACGGAGGAGCAGUCCCACAGCUUCUUGACAGAAUUCAUCAACUAUAUUAAGCAAUCCAAGGUUGUGCUCUUGGAAGACCUGGCUUCCCACGUGGGCCUUCGAACUCAGGACACCAUAAACCGUAUCCAGGAUCUGCUGGCUGAGGGCACUCUAACAGGUGUGAUUGACGACCGGGGCAAGUUCAUCUACAUAACCCCAGAGGAACUGGCUGCUGUGGCCAACUUCAUCCGACAGCGGGGCCGGGUGUCCAUCACCGAGCUUGCCCAGGCCAGCAACUCCCUCAUCGCCUGGGGCCAAGAACCCCCUGUUCAGGCUCCUGCCUGACUCCAGCUCUUUCCUCUUGGACUUUGAGCUGGCAAAGCUUAUCUGGCCACACGUCUUCAUCCCUCCCUACCACAUUGGGGUAGUGGUGGAGUAUGGCCAAGAAGUUGUAGAUUAAAGGUCUGUGAGCACUGCUGA
Messenger RNA from Perognathus longimembris pacificus (Pacific pocket mouse), 1164 nucleotides. RefSeq names its product DDRGK domain containing 1 (gene Ddrgk1). The record is from RefSeq and is a predicted model, not a curated record. NCBI's taxonomy places the organism in Eukaryota, Metazoa, Chordata, Mammalia, Rodentia, Heteromyidae. The coding region runs from base 82 to 1029 and encodes 315 amino acids. The transcript has 9 exons.